Molecule: messenger RNA, 1877 nt
Organism: Pogona vitticeps (central bearded dragon)
Lineage: Eukaryota; Metazoa; Chordata; Lepidosauria; Squamata; Agamidae
Gene: CLK1
Product: CDC like kinase 1
Biological process (GO): regulation of RNA splicing; peptidyl-tyrosine phosphorylation
Cellular component (GO): nucleus
Molecular function (GO): ATP binding; protein serine/threonine kinase activity; protein tyrosine kinase activity
Source: RefSeq, a predicted model, not a curated record
AUGCGUAAUCCAUUGUGACGCCUUUCCCUGCCCCUCCAGGUCGUUAGCCGGCGCCAUUUUGUCGUUGAGAGCUGUUUUCGUCGUUGUUUGGCGAGAGAAAGGUCGUCAGCGGCGGAUUGCGGUUGUUUUGCGGAGCGGCGUCGCCUUCCCAAAGCAGCAAUGCGGUACUCGAAACGAACCGACUAUUCUAACUGGGAUGACAAACAAUGUUUGGAUCCCCAAAAAGGUAGCAGCCAUCAUAAGAGAAAAAGAAAAUCAUACAGCAGCGCAUAUGAGAGCAAGCGCUACAAGUAUGAGGACACUCAAACAAACGAUAGCCUUUGUUCAGAUGCCACCUCCUUCCAUGAAAGAGAUCCCUAUGAACGUCGCUAUGUUGAAGAAUACAGGAACAAUUACAGUCAGCUGUCUGAAACCAGGCACCAUUGCAAAGACCAUGAAAAUGGUCACCACCACAGUAGCAAGUCAUCAGGGCGUAGUGGCAGAAGCAGUUACAAAAGAAAACACAGGACUCAUCAUAGUAACUCACAUCAUUCACACACGAGGAGUCACCGAAGAAAAAGAUCGAGGAGUGUAGAGGAUGAUGAGGAGGGUCACCUGAUCUGUCAGAGUGGAGACGUACUAAGUGCAAGAUAUGAAAUUAUCUCCAUCUUGGGUGAAGGUGCUUUUGGAAAAGUAGUGGAAUGCAUUGAUCACAAAGCGUGUGGUAGACAUGUGGCAGUAAAAAUAGUAAAGAAUGUUGAUAGAUAUUCUGAAGCAGCUCGUUCAGAAAUAAAAGUAUUGGAGCACUUAAAAGCAACAGAUCCUAAUAACAAAUUUCGCUGUGUCCAGAUGUUGGAAUGGUUUGAAUAUCAUGGUCAUGUUUGCAUUGUGUUUGAACUUCUGGGACUUAGUACCUAUGAUUUCAUUAAAGAAAACAGUUUUCAGCCAUUCAGUUUGGAUCACAUCAGAAAAAUGGCAUACCAGAUUUGUAAAUCUGUAAACUUUCUGCAUUCACAUAAACUAACUCACACGGAUCUGAAGCCUGAAAACAUAUUAUUUGUGGAGUCUGACUACAUAGAAGAAUAUAAUCACAAAUUGAAACGAGAUCAACGCACAUUGAAAAAUCCAGAUAUUAAAGUUGUAGAUUUUGGGAGUGCAACAUAUGACUAUGAACAUCACAGUACUCUUGUGUCUACAAGGCAUUACAGAGCUCCUGAAGUUAUUUUGGCUUUGGGAUGGUCACAGCCAUGUGAUGUGUGGAGUAUUGGUUGCAUUCUUAUUGAGUAUUACCUUGGAUUCACAGUAUUUCCGACACAUGACAGCAAAGAACAUUUGGCAAUGAUGCAAAAGAUACUGGGACCAUUACCUAUUCACAUGGUUCAGAAAAGCAGAAAACGCAAGUACUUCCACCAUGACCAGUUGGAUUGGGAUGAGCAUAGUUCUGCUGGCAGAUAUGUAUCACGGCGUUGUAAACCACUGAAGGAAUUCAUGCAGUGCCAUGAUGCUGACCAUGAAAAGCUGUUUGAUCUCAUUCAGAAAAUGUUGGAGUAUGACCCUGCCAAAAGAAUUACACUUGCAGAAGCAUUAAAACACCCUUUCUUUUCCCCAUUAAAAGGGAAGAUGUAAAUAGCUACAAUUUUGUAGGUUGAUAUAUGACUGUGUCAGUCAAUAAAAGCAAUUAACAUGUUUAAAUAUUUAUUUUGUAAUUAGCUCUGUAGAUUUCUUUUCAUACUGUUGUGUUCAGUCCAUUGAUCUAGCUCUUGAAAUAAAAAAAUGGACAGCACAGUUUGUUAAUAUUUUGAUAAAUCCCAUCUUUUCAUUCUGAUAUUCUGUACAAAGACAACUGCUCUAGGCUUUAAUGUUAUUCUCCUUUUUUAAAUAAAUUGUGACCAUGAAUA